AUGCGCCGUUGUAGCAUGUCAUCGAUAGAAGAAGAAGAUGAAAUGGGAAUAGAAGAAAUGAAUGAUUGGGAUAGUGAAAUAUCAGAAUCUGAAAUUGAAUUUGAAGAUGAUAAUGAAGAAGAUCCGGUUGACCGAGCGGCAAAUAAUGCAUUAAAAAAUUUUAUUGCCAAUUGUACGAAAGUAAGUACAUAUUUUGUUUCUUAGACUAGUUGUUCGUUGAUAGGGAUGACCUUGAUAAAAAUUUUAUGAACGAACUAUCACUAUUUAAUAGUAUAAUUUUUAAUUCGAAGACAUGAUUUAUUUGUAAACAGCUGGAAAAGGUCGAAUUAUUCUUAGCUGUUUGAUAACUGCUCAGUUCAAUUGGUAUAUAUAUGUGUGUGUGUGUAUUGUAUAAGUGCUAUUAUUAUGCAGUGACCUUUUUUCAUUUUGGAUUUAUUUACUUGGUAGUGGUGAUAUUUAUUGCGUAUUCUCGUUCAUUCAAAGAACUCUUAACUGUCAUUCUCAAAAUAUUUGUUUGACUAAUGAGUUGAUCUGUCGAUGACGACUAAUCAUUUUCUUCUUCUUCUUCUUCUAUUUGUUUUUAUUCCCAAGGUUUUGAUGAAAGAAGUUGUUCAACGAUCUAACAGAUGGGUGAGUAUAGGGCAAUAUUUGCGUGGCGUAUAUUUUUAUCAUUCAACGAACUGUUGUUGUUGUUGUUGAGGAUAAUCAAAUAAUGAUAAUAUGACUUUCUUUCUUUGCUUAAAACAAAAAACGACAAUCAAAUAGAAAAAUCAUUCACGUACAAUGAAAUAUAUAAUUUUAUUUGUUAUGUAAUUGCCAAUAGCGACGUUAAGAUCAAAUAAUAAAUGAGUAUAUACCUGAUUUUGAACAAACACACAUUUCAUCGAUCACUGAUCAUCCAUAUAUUUUAAUACAAAUGUCAUAAGUGUAUCUGGCUGUGGGAAUUAGACAACAGAAAAAAAAUAUCUAAGGGAAAAUGAUUUAUUUAAUAAAUGAUUUAACAGAUAGCUCAAAUACUUUGUCCGUUUAAAUUACGAAAGUGUGUUUAAACACUUACACAUUGUUCAAGUGCAACGCAAGGAAGACACUCACAACAAAUUGUCCUUAUUUGAGAUCAAGAAUCAAGAAUGCAAUUCACUUUUUUUUCUCUGCAUUCUUGCACCGUUUGCUUGUUAGUUUAAGUUGUUAAAAGCCAAUGACAGGUCGCUAGUACUUCGCUAUAGCAAAUUAGAGAAAUUUUGAGAAUGCCGAAAAUAAGUGAGUAGAGAUUAAUAUUUUGAAUUAAUAUUUGUCAGAGGUGAAUGCUCUAAAUUCAACGUAAAAAGUCAACAAAUUGCGUUGAUUGUAACCGUAGUGGAGAAUUAUCUGAGAAAGCUUGUCAGUGUCUUGGUGAAAUUCCAUUUACGAGAGACAAUCGUGGCUUUGUUAUGCUCAGUCGCAUAGUUAAUGAAAACUACUGUUGUUGUGAAAAACGUUUCAACGUUUGUGGUGGUAGUGAUUCAUACAGUAAGGUCAGCUUGUAAUAACCGCGACCAAGAAUUGAAGUAAAUAACCGGAUGGCUAAAUGCUGACUAAAAAUUAUGAAGAUCGGAAUUUUUACGAAUUUCCAGUUAGAAUCGUGUUUUUGCUGAUCUGGAUGAUUCUCGACGUUGUCUCUCAUAAUAUUCAUCAAAAGAUUAAUCAACUUAUAAGACAGAGAGAAAAGAUUGAUCAAUAAGAUCAGAUAUCCCGCGAUCGGGAGAAUAACUCUCACAGUUUUUAAGGUUCCCUCCAAAAAUGCAUUAGUGUGGACAAAGUGUCUAAAGACGAAUUGACGAAUCGCAAUUUUUGGGCGUAAAAAUGAUGCAACAAUUCGCAUUUUACCAUUGUUUUGCGAAUUCGUAGCGAAUUCGUAAUUCAAUGCGAACUGAUGCGAACUAACAAAAAUGAUCAAAACCGAACCAAAAAAUUGCGUCUUUUCUUCCUUUUGCCAAUUCGUAAAUUAGGACGAAUUCGUAAGAAAGAAAUUUCCGGUACCUACGAAUUCGUAAAUCGAAUUGGUCGACCAUCGACGAAUUCGUGAAAUGAUCAUUUUGGUCCCCAAGAAUUCGUGUACGAAUUCGUAAAUUGGCAAAAAUACGAUAAAAUGCGAA
This is a messenger RNA of Didymodactylos carnosus, 2132 nucleotides long. The record is from the annotation of a GenBank genome assembly. Lineage: Eukaryota; Metazoa; Rotifera; Eurotatoria; Philodinida; Philodinidae.